UUCCACUGCGCUAUUUUUUCUAGUACCUCCCUCUCUUCCUCUGAACCAAUUCACAAACCGUUACAGCUCAGUCGCCACCGUCCGUACAUCGUGAUCGGAGACACACUCACACACAUACAUACACACUCACCACUCUAGGCUUCUCUGCCUCAACAAUGUCGACGGUUAUGCAGAAAAUCAAAGACAUCGAAGAUGAGAUGGCAAAGACUCAAAAGAACAAGGCUACUGCUCAUCACCUGGGCUUGCUCAAGGCUAAACUUGCAAAGCUACGGAGAGAACUCCUUGCACCUCCCACAAAGGGAGGUGGUGGUGCUGGUGAAGGAUUUGACGUUACUAAAAGUGGAGAUGCAAGAGUUGGUCUGGUGGGCUUCCCUUCAGUUGGGAAAUCUACUCUGUUAAAUAAAUUAACAGGGACUUUUUCAGAGGUUGCUUCCUAUGAAUUUACUACCUUAACUUGCAUCCCAGGUGUGAUCAUGUAUCGAGGAGCUAAAAUUCAGUUGUUGGAUCUCCCUGGAAUUAUUGAGGGUGCUAAGGAUGGAAAGGGUAGAGGGAGGCAGGUUAUCAGCACUUCUAGAACAUGCAAUUGCAUUUUAAUUGUUCUUGAUGCAAUAAAGCCUAUAACUCACAAACGUCUGAUAGAGAAAGAGCUUGAGGGAUUUGGCAUAAGGUUAAACAAGGAACCACCUAAUCUGACUUUCAGGAAGAAAGAUAAGGGUGGAAUCAAUUUUACUUCAACUGUUGCCAACACACAUCUAGACCUUGAAACUGUGAAGGCAAUAUGUAGUGAAUACAGAAUUCACAAUGCUGAUAUUACUCUUAGGUUUGAUGCAACUGCUGAUGACCUCAUAGAUGUCAUUGAGGGAAGUAGGAUAUAUAUGCCUUGCAUCUAUGUUGUGAACAAGAUCGAUCAGAUCACCCUGGAAGAGCUGGAGAUUUUGGAUAAACUUCCUCACUACUGCCCAGUCAGUGCUCACCUGGAAUGGAAUCUUGAUGGUCUGCUGGAUAAGAUAUGGGAAUAUCUAAGUUUGACACGCAUAUACACGAAGCCUAAAGGGAUGAAUCCUGACUAUGAGGACCCUGUAAUCCUGUCAUCUAAAAGGACGACAGUUGAGGACUUCUGCGAACGAAUUCACAAGGAUAUGCUUAAACAGUUUAAGUAUGCUUUGGUAUGGGGAUCAAGCGCAAAACACAAGCCCCAAAGGGUUGGCAAGGAACAUGAGCUUGAGGAUGAGGAUGUUGUUCAGAUAAUCAAAAAGGUGUGAGUGUAGGAACAAUAGAGCAAGCAACGGUUGAAAGAAUUUUCGAGCAUCGAGUAAGGCUUUUGUUAUGAGAUUUAUUUCAUAUUAUCCCAAGCUAUGCUAGAUCUAAGCAGUCUAUGUCAUCUCUUUUUCAUUUGGAGAUUAGGUAGAAGAGGGAGAGAGCUUGAUGUGUAAUUAAGCUUGUUUUUUUGAGGUCAAGCUUGUUUUUGGUGAUUGUCUUCCGCUUGGUUGUAUGACACUAUGCACGAAACCUAUUAGAGAAAAGACUACACGGAAGUUUCAACUUUGAAGUAAGCUUGCUAAAA
Molecule: messenger RNA, 1564 nt
Organism: Alnus glutinosa
Lineage: Eukaryota; Viridiplantae; Streptophyta; Magnoliopsida; Fagales; Betulaceae
Product: developmentally-regulated G-protein 3
Exons: 10
Coding region: 156-1262 (368 amino acids)
Biological process (GO): cytoplasmic translation
Cellular component (GO): cytoplasm
Molecular function (GO): GTPase activity; GTP binding
Source: RefSeq, a predicted model, not a curated record